Messenger RNA from Saxophila tyrrhenica, 5361 nucleotides. It is a transcript of the gene dna2, whose product is annotated as DNA replication endonuclease-helicase Dna2. Gene Ontology annotation, cellular component: cytoplasm. The coding region runs from base 1 to 5361 and encodes 1786 amino acids. Gene Ontology annotation, biological process: replication fork reversal. The record is from RefSeq and is a predicted model, not a curated record. Lineage: Eukaryota; Fungi; Ascomycota; Dothideomycetes; Mycosphaerellales; Extremaceae. Gene Ontology annotation, molecular function: 5'-flap endonuclease activity; single-stranded DNA helicase activity. The transcript has 3 exons.
AUGGCUAGUAAGACUAAGAGCUUCUUCGAGAAUGACCACGGGAACAAGCCGCGACCCGGUCAGAGGCAUCCCGGGCAGAACAGAGCGCCACUUGCCGAGACAAGCACGAACAAUAUACCGUGCAAGCCGCCAAUUCCAGCGACGUCAAAAGCGAAAACGAAGCUGAGAACGUUUCAAUUCGCACCGGGACAGUCGGAAGGAGCAGUGAAAGAAGGCAGUCUGGACGGCACGAGCGCUGAGGUCAACUUGGAGAGCUAUGGUGAAGGGGGGAAUAUUCCUAGAGCCUCCAGUAGAGAGCUUGCAGCACUCCACCAGACAGGAAACUACGAUGACCUGGAUUCCAAGCGAAAACAAGAAACGCCGCAACUGCCACAUGCGCAUACCUUCCCGUGCACACCAGGCACAAGACUACCUUUGGCGGAUCUUGUCGGGGACUUUGACGACGGUGCAAAGCCAGCGACAACACGAGAGCCAACUCCAGAGGAGCACAUCGGCUGGAUCCCAAACAGUUCCUCGAAUCUGCUGACUCCAAGUCGAAAGCGAAAACGAGCUAGGAGCUCUUCGCCAUCCUGUCCAAAUACAUCUUCGCAGAGGCAAGAGGCUUCUGCGUUCAACCGUAGCACCGCGAAAGAAGUCGGCGAAAAGACCACACCCGAGGCAGACCCCGCCGCUGACCUGUGGAAGCGCUACGCAACAGGUCAGCCCACCCACGAUGGUACCAGAAUAAGUGGACUUGACCAACUCAUCCUUCAAACCUCUCCAAGAAUGCUGGAGACACCGGCUAAAAGCGCCGGCCUGCGAAGAUGGGCAAGCACUGGCAACGACUGGCCUACGAGCAAGACGAAGCGGAGGCGGAUGCAUGGAAAAGCGAGCUUUGGCGUCUUGCAAGAGGAGCCCGGCGACGAUUCUAUGGGCAAAAGUAAAGUCGCUGCAAUGGUCGAAAGACUCCAAGAGUCGCUUGCAACCCAAAAACUAGCGAAUCCAGCGCCGAAACCUGCGACAACGGUGGACGCGCCUUCGAGCUCUAACCCGCUCCCAGAAAGUGGAGGUGAAUUCACUGUGGGUGACGCUCCGCCUGCUCAUCCGCGUGACGAGGAACAACCGCUCGUCGUAGGAGAUUCUACACACCCAGCGGCAGCGCAGCGGGUCCAACCUGCGAUGUCUAAGUCUCAGGAAAGCUAUUCGCUGAAGGCUACGACUGGCUCGAUGGCGAAGAAGGAUGAACUUGCUCAGCCAACAGUCCCCACCUCACAUGCUGCGACAUCCGCACCGUUGCAGUUGCACAGCAAGGCGCCUUUGCCGGCGUACCGACGACCGACCAUUUCUCGAACGACAAGCGGAGGCAGGCAGUACCCGCAGCGUACGCCUCCACUACCAACACCGCUGCCUGCCGCAUCAUGUGGCAUCUAUGACGAGUUUGGCGACGAUCUAGAGCUGUCGGCGGAGGACCUUGACGAGUUGAUGUCUCAGCCGCCUCCUUUGAAUCAGCGGCCGCUGCACCAGAUCCCCGCGCAUCCCGAUCCACCAGUCCAGCGGCCUAUGGACUUUGAGGAUACUCUUGCGGGACAAGUGAGGCAUCCGAUUAAUGCAGACCAAUGGGACGACGAUGAUGACGAAUUUGGGUGCGAUGGCUUGGAUGAAGCAGCGUUCGCGCAGGCCGAGAUCAAAGCUACUCAGGCAAUCAGGUACUCUCCGCGUCCUGUAAGCAACGACCGCAGUCCGAGAUCCACAGGUGCCACUUCACAGCAGGAGGGUCUGCUGCGAGAGCCAAGCGAUUUUCGACGCUGUGUAGUGAAACACAUCGCAGAUGGUGAAGAUACCAACUCUAAAGGACGCCGCUGCUACGAAAAGGUCAUUUCUGCCGAGGACCACCGAUCGUCGAAGGCAGUCGUCAUUAAGCUGCGGGAUAGCUGGAUCACGACGCCGCUCGUACGAAACACUGUUGUACACAUUACUCCUGCUGUACGGGCAGGCAGUGCAGCGCCACCGUCGGUUGCUCCAUAUGACCUGAUAAUAUCAGAUCAACCAGAAAGUCCUUUCUUCAUCAUUCACCCGGACCAUCUGCUCUCCGCCUUGAAGGUUGGCGACUCAUUGGAUUGCAUGCGCAAGGCUGUCCUCCAGGAACGGGUGAGAGAUGGCGAGACGAACAAGCCAAUGACUUACGGCAAUAUCUUACACGAGAUUUUCCAGAAGGCUCUUGCUGCAAAUCGAUGGGACGAAAGUUUCCUGGGCACCACCGCGGAAGAGACGGUCGCAAAUCAUGUCGAAGGGCUGUGGGCGUUGGGAAUGCGCGACUGUGUGCUUGCCAUCGAAGAAAUCAAAACCGAGCUGGCCGAGCUGGCUUCCUGGGCCCGGAUUUUUGUUGCCGACGAACCAUCUGAGAAUGCUACUGUCAGUGGCCAGCGUGGCGAAAAGGUCCGCUUGAGCAUUAGCAGACUGAUUGCUAUCGAGGAGCACGUGUGGUCGCCCAGGUACGGUCUCCAAGGAAAGAUUGACGCCACGGUGCAGGUCACGGUCGCCGAUCAGCACGGCCGUCGCAACAAGCGGCUUCUCUAUCCUUGGGAGGUCAAGAGUGGGAGGACGACAAUGUCGGCGUAUCAUAAGGCUCAGACGGCGCUGUACACGUUGCUCCUCUCAGACCGCUACGACACGAAUGUCACGGCUGGCGUGCUGUACUAUCUCAGGAGCUCUGCGAUGUCACUGAUUGAGCCUCCGAUUGCCCAGAAACGAGACCUGCUACAGCAGCGGAACAGAUUGGUCGCGGCGUUCUAUCAAGCGAGGGCCCGUUCCAAGACCGAAGACGUGCUCAUUUCUUCGACACAAGACGUCGAGGACUCCGGGCUGCCAGGUCUGGUGCGCAAUCCACGAAAUUGUAGCACGUGUUUUGUUCGAACAUCGUGUUUCUCCUACCACGCGCUGGCGGAGGGCGGCUCUUCGACUUCGGCUGGCAUGAUCGACGACGGCAAGACGAAUAACGGCGCAGUUUGGUCUGAUGCGGUGGGCCAUUUACUGCAUGGGCUGCGAGAUCCGACUCAGGUUGAUGUCCUCAAGCGGUGGUUUGUGAAGUGGGACGGGUUACUCACGCUCGAGGAGGGUAAUGUCAACAGCCUGAAAGGCGAGCUGUGGACCAUGACCUCGAAAGAGCGUGAGGCUGUCGGGCGUUGCUUUGGGAGCCUGACACUUGCGCCGGAUAUGUCCUCAACUGCGAUGAACAACACCAUGUCGGCCACCGACGGUAUAGAGGGAGAGGGCGGUAGGAUGACUCGCUUCCAGUAUAGUUUUGUGCGGUCGGCAGACGGCCUCUCCCAGUCUUUCGCAGAAGGCAGCCAACUCACGACAGGUGAGCCUGUGGUUGUGUCGUCGGAAUGCGGGCAGUGGAACCUGGCAAAAGGUUACAUCCUUGGUCUGACAAGACACAUGAUCACCGUGGGUAUGGACCGGACGCUCAGCCAUGCAAGGCAGAGGUUGCGCGGCUUCGACCAUGACCGAAACCAGGCUUUCCGAGGAGUGAUGGCGGUUGGCGAAGACGGUGAUGCUGCAUCGACUCCUCCUAUAGCCAUGCUCUAUCGUCUCGACAAGGACGAAUUCGGCAGUGGGCUGGCAAGCGUCCGCAGGAACUUGCUUACGUUGAUGUCUACCCACCCGAUCCACACGAAAUUGCGGAGCCAAGUCAUCUUCAGCAGGCAGCCUGAGUUUGACCACAGUGUGUCGACGCCUGUUCUGCCAGCAUCCCAGCUUGGGGAGAUGAACGAGGACCAAAGGGCCACAGUCACCAAAGUGCUGAAUGCACGGGACUAUGCUCUCAUCCUUGGUAUGCCCGGCACUGGCAAGACGACAACGAUUGCGCACAUCAUCCGGGCGCUGCUCGCCGAGCAGAAGUCGGUCCUCGUGAGCUCGUUCACCCACACCGCCGUCGACAACAUUCUGCUGAAGAUUCAAGACAUUGCUCCGGCAAACAGCAUCCUCCGACUGGGUCCCACGGCGAAGAUCAAUGCUCAGGUCAAGCAGUUCUGCCAGCUCGGCGAGACGCCACGCAAGAGUAUUCAGGAGAUCGACGACGCGUACAUGGGUUGCCAGAUUGUCGCGACUACAUGUAUGGGUACCAACCACACGCUCUUCAGCCGUCGAGCGUUCGAUGUCUGCAUUGUCGACGAAGCGAGCCAGAUCACCUUGCCUGUCGCACUUGGACCGCUGCUCCACGCGAGGAAGUUCGUUUUGGUCGGUGACCAUUACCAGCUCCCACCGCUGGUCCAGAACGCAGGGGCGCGAGAAGGUGGUAUGGACGUCUCACUCUUCCGGCAGUUGAGUGAAGAGCAUCCGGAAGCUGUCGCGACUCUCGGGAAGCAGUACCGCAUGUGCGAGGACAUCAUGACGUUGGCUAAUGUCCUGAUCUACGACGGCAAGCUCAGAUGCGGUACUGAGGCCGUUGCGCAGAGACAGCUGCGACACGUUGACCUCGCAGCUCUCUCAGCAUUUCACGGCUCGAGUAGCGCUUGCAAUGCCUCGUCGCUCGGCGGCAAGUGCUGGAUCACAGAGCUCAGCCGACCGGAGCGCAAAGUCGCAUUCGCCAACAUCGACCCAGCAGGCAAAGCAGCCUUCGAAACGCUCAACGCCGGCAAGAACAUUACAAACCAACUCGAAGCCACACUAGCCGCGCAACUCGUGCUCAGCCUCCUAGCAGUCGGCGUCCCAGCCAAAGACAUCGGCGUCAUCUCCCUCUACCGCUCCCAGCUCGCCCUGAUGCGACGUCUCUUCAAAAUGGCCAGCAUCCCCCGCGAAGUUGACAUCGACACCGCGGACCGCUUCCAGGGCCGCGACAAGGAGUGCAUCAUCCUCUCCAUGGUGCGCUCGAACGCCUCCGGCACGGUCGGCGAGCUGCUGAAGGACUGGCGAAGGGUGAACGUGGCGCUCACGCGGGCGAAGUCGAAGCUCAUCGUUUUGGGGAGCAGGCAGACUUUGCGGAAUAAUGAGCUUUUGGCGAAGUUUGUGGAUUUGGUGGAGGAGAGGCGGUGGUCGAUGGAUUUGCUGAUGGGGGCGGAUACGUGUCAUGCGUUUGAGUUUAGUUCGCAGACUGCUAGUGCGGUGUCGGUGGAGGAGGUGUCGAGUCCGGCGAACAGGUUGGGUGGUGGAGCGAGUCCGGUGAAGAGCAGUCCGGUGAAGCGGAAGCCGCAGCUGCGCAGUCCGGUCAAGAAGCCUGGCACGCAGUCGACACGGAUUCUGAAAGAGUCCGCGAGUGCUGGGAAUAGGAGUCCGGUGAAGGCAGGGCGGAUGAAGGUGCCUGGGAAGGUGAUAUCGGGCAAGAAGCAGAUGGAGGAGGCUGCGUUCCAGAUCUGGGAGGAUCUUACGGGGGAUGAGUUUUGA